This is a messenger RNA of Emiliania huxleyi CCMP1516, 303 nucleotides long. RefSeq lists its product as hypothetical. Gene Ontology annotation, cellular component: nucleus; U1 snRNP. Gene Ontology annotation, molecular function: pre-mRNA 5'-splice site binding; zinc ion binding. The record is from RefSeq and is a predicted model, not a curated record. Bases 1 to 303 code for a protein of 100 amino acids. The transcript has 3 exons. Gene Ontology annotation, biological process: mRNA splicing, via spliceosome; mRNA 5'-splice site recognition; spliceosomal snRNP assembly. Lineage: Eukaryota; Haptophyta; Isochrysidales; Noelaerhabdaceae.
AUGUACCUCUCGGUCUCGGGCGCUGGACCCAGAUAUCCAGAGAUGCCGCGCUACUACUGCGAGUACUGCGACAUCGCGCUCACGCACUCGUCGGUGCCGGGCCGCAAGCAGCACCACUCGGGGCGCAAGCACAUCAUGAACGUCAUCGAGUACUGGGCGAACUUCCAGCCCGCGCUUCCGACGGCCCCUCCGCCGGGUGCGCAGCGGCCGCCGCCGCCGAUGAUGGGGAUGCGGCCGAUGCCGCCGGGCAUGAUGCCGAUGCCGCCGCGUGACUCCAUCUUGUGGGUUGCUUGGGGAAGUUGA